UAGUUCAUAAUAAUAUUAACUGAUUACCUGAUAAAAAAUAAGUUGAUGUGAUCCGUCUGGACAAAUGCAGUUGGACCUACCUUGGCACACGAAGCCACAGGGAAAAAAUCGCCAUGCCAAUGUCGUGGCUUAACAUGUGGGAUAUCGUCAGUCGCAAGACCACAACCAACAAUGACGUACUGAUCAGCGUGGAGGGGCUCACGGUGUGGACCCCCGAGGACAAGCCCUGGUACAGAACAAAACCAACCAAGCCACAACUGACCCUUUUAAACGAUGUGACAUGCCAUAUAAGAGGAGGGGAGUUUGUGGCUGUAAUUGGUCCAAGCGGGGCGGGAAAAACCACAUUCCUCGUUUCCGUGGCGGGAAAGAGCAAACUACCUCAUUCAGGCACGGUGACCAUAAACACGGUAAAUGUCACGGACUUGCCCAAAGGCUACAUCGAGGUGGUGCCGCAGUCGGAGGCUUUCAUGGAGAGCAUCACCGUGGCCGAACAUUUGAGGUUUAUGACAGAGAUGAAGCUGGGCAGCUACAAAAAGGCGGAAAACCGCUCGGUGCUGGACGGCAUCACGCGGGAGUUCAUGCUGCACCGGCACCGCCACACCACCAUCAGCUCGCUGUCGGGCGGCGAGCGGCGGCUUCUGUCACUCGCCAGUUCUCUGCUAUCCUGCCCGCGGGUGAUAAUCUGCGACGAGCCAACAACAGGUCUGGACAGCUACAACGCGCUGCUGGUGGUGGGCGCGCUGCAGCGGCUGUCAGCUGCCGGCCAGACAGUCAUCUGUUCCAUACACCAGCCCUCGUCUGUACUGUUCAAGGAAUUCAGCUCUAUUAUGUUGAUGGCUGAGGGGAGGAUGCUGUUUCACGGUUCGCAGAACGAUUGUAAAGAGUUGUUUGAGAGCAUCAACCUCCACUGCCCCAAGAACUACAACCCUGCGGAGUUCUACAUAAAGGCUAUAUCCGUGGACCCGAGCACUUGCACCAGCCACGUGGACGAGAUAUCUGAGGCGUACAGGAACCGGUUAUCAGAUUUUGAGUCGAGUUUGGAAGCCGCCGCGCUGCCAGUGGACGUCACCUUUCAAGUGUCACAACGGAAUUGGUUUGUUCAAGUAUGGCUGCUAAUAUGGCGGUCUUCUUUAGCCCUGAAGAGGGAGCUUCUGUUACACUUGUACCAGCUUGCAGUAGCCAUGAUGAUAUCAGCCAUCAUAAUCGGCACGUGCUACGUGGGCGUGUCCGGGACGACACAGAAGGGCGUCCAGGACGUGCAAGGUUUCCUGUGGCUGCUCACCAGCGAGAUCGCCUACGGGCUCGCCUACAACGUGCUCUUCGCCUUCGAUGGCGACAUCGUGCUGUUUAGGCGUGAGGUUGGAGUGUACAGCGGCUCGGCGUUCUUCGUUGCACGGCUGUUGUGUUUUCUGCCCCGAUGCGUGAUUUGGCCGGUGGUGUUCGUGAACAUAGCGACGAUAGCCGUGGAGCUGCCGAACCACGCGCUCACCACGCUGAAGAUCAUCGGAGCCCUCAUAUACAGCGCUGUAGGGGCCACUGCGUAUGGUCUCGGCAUGGGCGCCCUAUUCUCGUCCACGAAGCUGUCCGGCGAGUACAUGUCGUGCGUGGACCUGCCACUGUUUCUGGUCUCCGGUUCCUUCCUGCGCCUGUCCUCCAUCCCGCUGUGGAUGUACAGCAUCAAGUACAUGUCGCACUUCUUCUACAGCCUCGACUUCAUCAGCAAUAUUUAUUGGAGGCAGAUUGAUGAGAUCGACUGUCCGUCGAACUCGACAACGAUGUGCAUCAAGGAUGGCGCGACGUAUCUGUGGCAGAGCGGCUACUCUUCUAACUAUCUGCUGGUGGACGGUAUAGGCCUCACCAUGGUCGUGGUCGGCUGGUCGCUCGUCGGCUUCUAUGGACUCAAGAGGGAGGAAAAGAAAGGAUACGCUUACUGAGAUUCAUUUAAUGUUUCAUACAAAAAAUAUUGUUGUACAAAAGCUAAACAUUUGAACUGUAUACUUAACGGCAGAGUUAUUUAAUAUAAAACAAUUUAUAUUAACAUUAAAAAAGAGUAAAGUAUAGUUACUUAAAAUUAAUUAAAUUGUUCCUAUUUAUAUUUAAGAAUAUGUGUGAAUUUGUCGAAACCUGCAAGGCUUUUAAUGAAGAUGACCGCGAUAAAUAACUAACAA
Messenger RNA from Plutella xylostella (diamondback moth), 2168 nucleotides. The record is from RefSeq and is a predicted model, not a curated record. Lineage: Eukaryota; Metazoa; Arthropoda; Insecta; Lepidoptera; Plutellidae.